Molecule: messenger RNA, 2028 nt
Organism: Trypanosoma brucei brucei TREU927
Lineage: Eukaryota; Euglenozoa; Kinetoplastea; Trypanosomatida; Trypanosomatidae
Product: threonine synthase, putative
Exons: 1
Coding region: 1-2028 (675 amino acids)
Biological process (GO): amino acid metabolic process
Cellular component (GO): cytoplasm
Molecular function (GO): pyridoxal phosphate binding
Source: RefSeq, a predicted model, not a curated record
AUGCUCACCUUACGCGUAUGUGGCACAGCCUCAGUGGAGGUGAAGGAGCGCGUGGUUGAUGGUCUGCUAAGUGUAACGGGUCCACAGUUGUUCACAUACCCUCGUGAUGGUGAAAAGGGGGAACCCUCCGACGUAUUUCGUCUCUGUAUCGACCAAACGGCUGCCGGGUUGUACAUGAAGCGACAGUCUCCUGGAGAAGAAGAGGAAAUAUACGACUGCCGAUUUGUGUGGGGUGAGGAUAGCACGGUGGAAGAGGUCAUCACGGAGGUGACGUCGUUGGUCAGCCACCGGCAGUUCUCGUCGACUCGGGGGGCUGUCGAGCCUUCUGUAUCGUUUCUCAGUGUCAUUCGUGACGGUCUGGCGUCCGACGGGGGGCUCUUCACUCUGCGCAAGAUUCCACAGGUAACGGCUUCACAGCUCAAGUACCUCUGCACUGCCCCCAACCUCAGUUACGUGGAGGCGGCACGGUCCCUGUUGGAGCGGCUGACAGACAUGAGCUUGAAACCGCACAUCCUUUCCAAGCACAUCUUGGAGGCAUACGAUCCCUCACGGUGGAACGGGUUGAAGGAUGUGUGCCCUCUUACACCCAUACAUCCGCGUGCCACGUCGGUGGCGGAUGUGCCGGAGAACCACUCGGAUUGGCAUAACAUGUAUCUGCUUGAGUUGUAUCACGGGCCGACAGGGGCAUUCAAAGACUUCGCACUGCAGUUGUUUCCGCGCUACUUUGACACGGCGGUGGCGGCUGUCGCGAACCAGAAGGGCGGUGACAACAAUGGGUGUGGAGGUGGAGAGGUUGUGAGUUCCAGCACAGCCGCCGGCAAACCUCUGCAAUACAUGAUUCUAACAGCCACUUCGGGGGACACUGGGGUCGCAGCUAUCAGCGGAUUUGUUAACGCGAAGAGUCCUUGUCGUGUUAUGGUGUUUUACCCCCUCCGAGGCGUGUCUCCAGUGCAGAAGAUGCAUAUGAUUUCGUAUGACAACGGUACCACUGUUCGCGUCAUUGGUGUUGAAUCAGACUUUGAUUUUUGUCAGCAAAGCGUAAAGAAGUUGUUUGCCGACGAAAAGCUGGAGAGGGAAUUGGUUAAUGACGCUGGCGUGCGCCUCUCCUCCGCCAACAGCAUCAACUGGGGCCGACUGAUUCCUCAGGUUGUAUAUUAUUUCUGGGCAUACCGAAAGUGUAUACAGCAGAAUGGGGACAAGGUUACAGGGGCCCUUGCAUUUGGCGACAAGGUGGACUUUGUCGUGCCGAGUGGAAACUUCGGCAACAUUCUCGCCGCGUACGUGGCGAAGCUCAUGGGACUCCCCGUCGGCAAACUCAUCGUCGCCAGCAACACCAACGACGUUCUCUACGAGUUUGUAAGUACUGGCUGCUACGAUAUCAGCCACCGUCAUUUGGUACCUACCGCUUCUCCUUCAAUUGAUAUAUUGAAGGCGUCAAAUGUGGAGCGGUUUCUCUUUAUACUCUCUGACGGUGAUUCGAAGUAUGUUUCCGAGCAGAUGGGACGACUUGAGUUUGAAAAGAGGUUUGAGGUUUGCGGCAAGGUUCUGCAGAGAAUGCAGGAAACGUUUUGGUCAAGCAAAUGUAAUGAGUCCAAUUGCGCUGCGGCUAUAAAGAAAAUAUUUGACGCGACCGGUAAACUGUUGGACCCGCACACCGCUGUCGCCCUCCAUGCGGCUACGGAGUACCGACGGGAGCAUCCAGAGACCCGACGACCCCUCGUGAUCGCCAGCACUGCGCACUGGGCAAAGUUUCCUGCGGCGGUGCUUCAUGCUAUUCUCGGUGAGGACGCGGUUGGAGCUGAAGGUGUUGAGUCUGUAACUGACCCAGCAGAGAGUUGCAAGUAUCUCUAUGAGAAGGUGCUCGCACUAUGCCCUGGUGAAGCAGUGCAUCCGAGCCUGCGCGCGGUACUCGCUACUGUGGAAGCACGAUCCGGCUCUCUCAAACCGCGUGUAGCAACACGGGAUGUGUCUCUUCUGAGGAAGGAGGUAACUGGUUUUGUCGUUUGCACCAGUGAGGGCUCUUGCUGA